GGAAAAGCCUGGCCCCAAAGCCUGAGCCCGCAGGUAGCCACUGUCCACGUGGGUCCCUGACACCUGGGCUUUGCCAGGAGCUUGGGUCGAUUCCAGAGGGGCCGCUGGCGCCUCGGCCUGGCCCAGGCAGCACUAGCGGCACCCCGAGCGGCCGAGCCCCGCCCCACCCCUCUUGUCCCGCCCUGAGCAGAGGGCACCAACGGGCAGAACGGGGCUGCUGGGCGGUGUGGAGUCGCGCUGUUCCUUCGUACGAAGUGUGCUCCCAGAAACUCGCUAUGUCAGCUGCGAAGGUGGGGAGCGUUUUCCACAGAGCCCGGGACAGGACCCUGGACGCGUUUCUCGCAGAAGAGGAAAGGGAAUGGAAAGGCCCGUUCUACUUUAUCCAAGGUGCAGACCCACAGUUUGGGCUGAUGAAGGCCUGGUCCACCGGGGACUGUGACCAUGGAGGUGACGAAUGGGGCCAGGAAAUCCGUCUCACUGAGCAAGCUGUUCAGGCCAUCAACAAACUGAACCCCAAACCCAAAUUCUUUGUUCUGUGCGGCGACCUCAUCCAUGCCAUGCCAGGGACUCCCUGGCGCAAGGAGCAGACUGAGGACCUGCAGCGGGUGCUCAAAGACCUUGACAGAGAGAUCCCACUGGUCCUUGUCAGUGGCAACCAUGACCUGGGCAACGUCCCCACAGCCGAGACCAUCCAGGAGUUCCACCAGACAUGGGGAGAUGACUACUUCAGCUUCUGGGUUGGGGGUGUCCUGUUCCUGGUACUCAACUCCCAAUUCUGGUACGAUGCCUCCCAGUGCCCGGCCCUGAAGCAGGCCCAGGACUGCUGGCUGGACCAGCAGCUGAGAAUCGCAGGACAACGGAAGUGCCAGCAUGCCAUCGUCUUCCAGCAUAUCCCGCUGUUCCUGCACAGCAUCGAUGAGGAUGACGACUACUUCAACCUCACCAAAGCUGUGCGCACAGAGCUGGCGGACAAGCUCACUGCUGCAGGUGUCAGAGCUGUGUUCUCAGGCCACUACCACAGGAACGCUGGGGGCACCUACCAGAACCUGGACAUGGUUGUGUCAUCUGCCAUUGGAUGCCAGUUGGGCAAAGACACCCAUGGGCUCCGAGUUGUGGUUGUCACCGCUGAGAAAAUCGUCCAUCGGUACUACAGUUUAGAUGAGCUAAGCGAGAAAGGAAUAGAAGAUGAUCUAAUGGAGCUGAUGAAGAAUGAAUGAGUGCCCUUUGUGAUCUGCUUCCCUUUCACUUCCAGUUUUUUUAUUUUGCCAGAAAAAGCAGCAGCACACAACCCCUUGUUACAAUGUAAGCAUAGACCAGGCAGUUUUGUGAGUUUACAUCCUUUUACAUAAAGCCUGUGCUAAGUUACAUUCACAGUAGAACUGCCACGCAGAAAGCCUGGAAAUAAUUUUCUAAUUGUUAUGAUAUUAGCUAUCUCUGCAUGAAUGUUGGGGAAAUUCUCCUACUCGCACAUUUCUCAACUUUGCUUUCAAAUUAGAUUGUUUCUGGCAGCAUAUGAUCAAUGUCUACCUAUUGACCUCAGUCCCAGCUUGAUAUCCAAGUGUGGUCUUUGCUAAUUCCUUGAACACACUGUAUCUGAUUAUAUUAAAUUGUGGUCAUGACUCGCAAAAUGUUAGCAAAACAAAGGUCAUCUCCUUUCCUUUUUAGCAAAAUAAAUAGCUGUCUCUCUCUUACCAGAGCUAUGUAGACUUUAAAAAGAGCCAAGUAGCUACCAUUGGUUGUUAAAUUCUGAAGUGUCAAUGACUGCUAAUGCUGGGAACAGAAUACACCUGAUACAAGUCAGAACUUGAAUUUGUCUUCCUGACACAUACAAAAGUUACCUUUGCACAAAAGUUGGCUGUUUAUGAAAAUCUCACCCAGAAGGUGUGAUCAAGGCCCUAAGAUAUGCGCAGAAAGUCACUCUGCAGCCGAGUUUGUUCAUCUGGAGUGUUCUGGUGCUAGAGUCAGUUGACAGUGGGAUUCUCCUGGGGUCGGAAUGGCCCUUCUUUUACCAGCCUCAAAACUUCACCUGCUUCAAUAAAAAGUGGAAAUUGAUGCAGACUUCUCAACAAAAACAAAGCAGAAAUUCUGGUGGGACCAAAACGAGCUUUCAGCCACACUAACCUGACACCACAUGCUGUUGAAUGCACAGGUUCAGUAUCCCUUGGUAGAAUAGCAUUGGUUCUUUAUGUUUUAUAUAACAUGCUUUGCUGCAUCUCCUUAACAGCUUCUGGCCCUGGUGUGCUUUCACCCAUGCAGUUUGUUUGCAUGCUUGUUUCGCUUGCUUGCUUGUUUCUUUUGUGAGGAUUAAACUCAAGGAAUGUUGAACUACAUUCCUAGCCCUUUCUUUUGACAAGGUCUCACUAAAUUACCCAACGCAGCCUUAGGCUUGCAAUUCUCCAACCUCAGUCUCCCAAGUAGCUGGGAUUACAGACUGCACCACUCUAUCCAGCCAAUCUGUGUAGUCUUUUUCAUGAAUCGUCCUAGUGAACAAGUUACCAGGUACUCCAGAUUCUGGCAGGGAACUUUGCAGGAUUAUGCAGUAGUAUUCGCAAGCCUAAAAAAACUUUUAAAAAUCGACUGGUUACAAAUGAACUCCAAAGUCCAUUAAGUUAAAAAAAACUUUCUUGUUAAAGAGUUUUAGUCAUCGUAGCAAAACGAUAGGAAAUUAAAUAGAAAGAUAAUUGGAUAUGUAAAUUCAUAAAGAACAAAAGGCAAGGAGUUAAUUAUACUACAGAUUGGUGACGCACCAUUGUUCAUUGUUACUUGCAAAAAAAUUAAAAUUUUCCAAACUAAAAUGUCCUGUGGUGCUUUGCUGUGAUCCUGUUUUGUGCUCAUUUUUCUUUGCAACACACUUAGAUAUCAGAGGGCAACAGGGGUGUAACUAAUGAGCCACUGGAGACAUGGGGGGUGGUGACGCUGGGAUCAUAAACACGUGGGCUCUGACUCCACAGUGGGGGAUGCUCAGGAGGAAAAUAGGAAGAAUUUAAUCACAGAGGACUGAAGAAGUCGCUGUCUUUCUCACGUUCCUGUACAGAAUUGGGGAAGGAUAUGGGGAUGAUUAAAAGUAAUGGGAACUGAAAUAAACCCUUUUCUAAGAAACAACUUGUAAGUCAAAGAAUUGAUUUGAAAUACCCAAGAAUAUGCUAAGAAAAAGGAAUUAUAUGAAAUGCCCACCAUUUUAAAAUAGCAAAACAACUGUGUUCCACAACUGUAAGAGAUUCAGAAUAAAGCUGAACAAUGUUUCUGAUAUGUAUUACUCAGGUAAUAGAUCACGAUUAAUGCAUUCACUUAUGAUUCUGUUUAAAAAUGAAAACCAUCAAAAAUAAAUGCCUUAAUACUGUGAAAAACAAUAAAAGAUGUCAUGAGUAUACUUGC
Molecule: messenger RNA, 3375 nt
Organism: Chinchilla lanigera (long-tailed chinchilla)
Lineage: Eukaryota; Metazoa; Chordata; Mammalia; Rodentia; Chinchillidae
Gene: Cpped1
Product: calcineurin-like phosphoesterase domain containing 1
Exons: 4
Coding region: 276-1217 (313 amino acids)
Molecular function (GO): hydrolase activity
Source: RefSeq, a predicted model, not a curated record